Messenger RNA from Chara braunii, 3015 nucleotides. Lineage: Eukaryota; Viridiplantae; Streptophyta; Charophyceae; Charales; Characeae. The record is from the annotation of a GenBank genome assembly.
ACGUAAGGUGAUUGGAGUUCCAACCGCAGAUUCACGGCCAACCAACAAGCGAGACCUACAUCAUGUUUCUCCAGGUCACUGGUUCAAAUCGCACAUCAAACAUUGUCAAGCUCAUCAACCCUAACAGGGCGGCGAAUUGGCAAACGGGGGUGUAUGAGCAAGGGUUGCCCCCACCCAAGCAUCUUUUCUCCACAAAGUUACCAUGGUUAUAAAAAGCAGGACCCCAAUGCAUAGAGGCAGCUCAAAAGAGUGCUCAUUAUCUAGGCAUCCACAUGCUAUAAAGCAAUCAAACAUUUGACUCGGAGCGACGGUUGCAAAUUUGUAGCAGUCCCCAAGAAUUGGGGUGUAGCCACCACUUUGUACAGACAUGAUAGCGGCUGUGCUGUAGUGAAGUACCUCCAUAGCGCAGCAGCGAACGACACGACCACAAGCGCCACGAAUCAAGCAGAGCAAAAAGCCAAACUCAGAACGUCAUCAUACAGGCUCUAUUGAAGCACAGAACCACACAAUUACCAAGAACAUACGGCAAUCCAAAUCCCUCCUCGGUUGGUCAUUGCUCCAACCAAAACCCCCUCAAAGACACCUGCCAGAUCCUCCUCACCCGUCGGUGGAGCGGCCCAUCUGCCAGACUGCCUCUUCCGAGCAAUAAUACGUAUGUGGCCACUCGACCAUCCUUACCCUGAUGGAAAAUCCCCUUAACCCACCCCUCUUUUCCAUUGACCAACCCUCCCCCCACCACGCGACAACCGAGCAAAUCUUGAAGACAGCAAAGCAGCUUCACAGGACGAGCAUGAAAGCAGCUGAACACACGACGCGCAUGGAAAGAGCCGACUCGGAGCAAAAAGGGCUCUAGAAAAACCUUGCUCACUAGGUCUUCCAGUUCCUCCCUUAGCUGCCAGAAAUAUCUUCCUCGCUAAGUCUUCCAGAUCCGCUCUUAGCCGUUCAUCACAUCGCCCAUGAAACCAUAUCGAUGCCUAUGAAAGUUUUGGGAAAUUUGAAAAAAGAAAAGAAAAAGGUCGGUUUUUGAUAACAUAGUUGGAAUGAUUGCGUAUCGAGCAAAAAAAGUGGCUUAGAAUUGUGUUUUGCAUAACAUAUCUUUCUUUCAGAAACUUUUUGGCUUUCUCUUGCUGGUGGGAGUACACUGCGUGCACUGCACAGGUGCAGUGUGUGCGGUGCGCUGCACGGGCGGCUGUUGCGGAGAAGCAAGUAUGCCCUAAACUAACUCAAAUCUCUGGUUUUGUGAAGACUGGCCCUUCUUUGAGCCCUUGGAAGGGCCUUCAGAAGGAUCAAGCAAGUUGUAAUGGGCGCUCGGGUGUGGCGACAACCAUUGGACGACCACAGCGAGUCCAUCCUAGGAGGAGGGCAAGAGCCAGCUGCCAUGGGGACUCCGGGGGUCUACCAGGAUCGUCAUAAUGAUUCCAAUCAGGAGACGGUCACCCCUCUGCUUGCAGGAGACGACCUCUACCUCCCAGUGGAUGGAGGUCAGGGCUGGUUCAACAGGAAGCAAUUUGUGCCAGAGUCGAAGCGGUUGUUUGAUUUGACUUUACCCUCCGUAGGGAUGUAUGCUGUCCAAGCUCUCUUGGCUACCGUGUCGUUGGCCUUUGUGGGGCACCUGGGUGCUGUAGAACUUGCGAGUGCUGCCAUUUCGGUGACUGUCACGAAUGCUUGUGGUCGCUUUGUGUUGCUGGGGCUAUCCAGCGGCAUGGAGACACUAUGCGGGCAGGCCUUUGGUGCAGGGCAGCUUCUGCAGCUAGGGGAGAUCCUCCAACUAGGCAUCAUCAUACUCAACCUCAGCUGUGUCCCUUUGAUCGCCAUUCUGUGGCACACGGAGGCCAUCCUCCUGCUUUGCCACCAGCAAGUGGAUGUAGCUCACAACGCUACAGUGUUCGUCAAGUACAUGAUUCCUGGCAUAAUCGUACAGGCAUGGUCAUGUACAGUGGAGAAGUUUCUCCAAGCGCAAGGACUCGUUGUCCCUCUGGCUGUUGCCUCCAGUGCGGCUUUCCUCGUCCAUGUUCCUUUUAGCUGGUUUCUGGUGUUCAAGGCAGGGCUGGGAUUGAUCGGGGCCGCCAUCGCCAUCUCGGUUUCCUAUGCCAUCUACCUCUUCGGCCUCCUACUGUGGAUUUGGCACUUCAGGCUGCACGAGAAAACCUGGCACAGAUGGUCCUUGCAGUGUUUCCAAAGAUGGGGGGAGUACAUGCGCCUCUCGCUUCCUGCGUGCGUUAUGCUCUGCAUUGAGUGGUGGUCCUUCGAACUGGCGAUCAUCGUUGCCGGUCUUCUUCCAAAUCCAGCGAUUGAGGUUGGUGCGUUCAGCAUCUGUCUCAAUGCAAUCAUCAUCAUCUUCAUGUUACCUCUGGGACUUAGUGUUGCAGUCAGCACCCGAGUCAGCAACGAGCUGGGUGCAGGUCACCCUCGACGGGCUAGACAGGUGGCAGCCACGUGCAUCAUCCUCGCCCUUUCUGCGGGAGGCAUCCUUGGCGGUUUCAUCUUUGUGCUCAGAAAUCAAUGGUCGCUCCUCUUCACCGACACUCAUGGUGAGGAAGAUGUCCGGAUCUUGGCUGCUAGAAUGUUCCCUUUCGUGGCAGUCCUACACUUCAGUGAUUUUGUCCAGGUGUCUCUCCAAGGUGUGCUUCGAGGUUCUGGCCGGCAGCUCACUGGUGCCCUGGUAAACUUGGGCGCCUUCUACGUUGUAGCUGUGCCUAUUGGUCUCUACUGUGCCUUCUCCUGCCAUCUUGGCGCCUUGGGGAUCUGGAUAGGCCUAAUGUGUGGGUCCGUAGUCCAAUCCACAUCUUUUCUCCUCUUCGCUGUUUUUCUCGAUUGGAAUGAGGAGUCCAGAAAAGCUGUCAUCCUUGUCAAGGAUGGGAUGCCCCAGCGGCCAAUCACUGAUGAUCAAUCCAGUACUAUUUAAAUGACAUUAAUUAAUUUCUAGCUCAUCUCUUUUUUUUUUUGAGAAACACAGGCUCCAGUCUAUUCGUAGUUCAUCUCUAUUCUAAUAAUCAUCGUAAAGCUUUUGCGAGU